GUAAGUCUGCAUGCAAGGAAGGCUGAACCUGAUUUCCCAUAGAGUUACGUUGCAAUUUAUCGUAUGAUUGAAAAACUACUGUGAAAAAUUACGACAAACUUUGCUUUUUGACUUGUGAACACGUCUCAAUUUUGGCAUGGUCCAUGUCAAGUAAUGAUUGUACCGGAGCCGUUCAUUCCGCCACCGGAGGCUCCUGUGUUUGAGCCGACGGAGGAGGAAUUCGCUGACCCUCUCGGCUACAUCGCUAAGAUUCGCCCAAUUGCCGAGAAGAGUGGAAUUUGUAAAAUAAGACCUCCUUCGGAUUGGCAACCACCAUUCGCUGUUGAUGUGGACAAUUUUAAGUUCACGCCCAGAAUCCAGAGGUUAAAUGAGCUAGAGGCCAAGACACGUAUCAAGCUAAACUUUCUGGAUCAGAUCGCCAAAUACUGGGAACUGCAGGGAUGUCGUUUAAGGAUACCAAGCUGCUAUGGCAAGUCCCUGGAUUUGUACAGUUUGUUUAAGGUCGUCAAUGAUGAAGGUGGAUUUGAACUCUGUGUCCGGGAAAGAAGAUGGAGCAAAGUGGCCACCAAGAUGGGUUUUGCAUCCAAAGCAGUAGGAUCACAGCUCAUGAAGCACUACGAACGGAUUCUGUGGCCGUAUGAUAUCUUCCAGGCUGGUGCCACUUUAGAUACUCCAGUAGCACUCCCCGAGGGUGACUGCAAGGAUAAAGACUAUGUACCACACGGUAUCGUUUCCCGCCAGGCCAUCAAACCGAUUGCAGGUGGCGGAUACAGUAGAAGAGUCAAACGCCAAGCUCCUGAAGUAAGUAACGAUCCUUUGAACAUAGACUUCAGCAAUAAUCCUGAGUUGAAGAAACUUCAGCUGUACGGACCAGGUCCUAAGUUCCAGGGUCUUGGUUUGGUAGCAGGUAGUGAUAAGAAACAAGAUUGCAUUCUUAAAGAGGAAGAUGUCAAAGCUAAGCCUUUGAAAGAAGAAUCCAAGGAAGAGGAGUCUAAAAUUAAGAGAUCCUCCCCAAGGAAACUGGAUGACAAGUCUGCUGGAUCUUCUAUGACGAUGCGAGAUCGUUCCAAUGUCCUCAGUGCAAGCUUUAUUGAGAACUACGUGUGCCGUGGAUGCGGGCGUGGUGAUGCAGAGGAGUGCUUGUUACUGUGUGAUGGAUGUGAUGACAGCUUCCAUACAUUCUGUCUUAUCCCUCCUCUCUUUGAAGUGCCAAAGGGGGAUUGGAGAUGCCCAAGAUGCCUAGUACAGGAAUGUAAGAAGCCAACAGAAGCCUUUGGUUUUGAGUCUGCAUUGAAGCAGUACACACUGCAAUCGUUUGGAGAGAUGGCAGACCAGUUCAAGAGAGACUACUUCUCUAUGCCUGUUCACAUGGUACCUCCAGAGACGAUUGAGAAGGAGUUCUGGCGAUUAGUGAUGGCAAUUGAUGAAGACGUGAAGGUGGCAUACGGGGCUGACAUCCACUCUUUGGAUCACGGCAGUGCCUUCCCUAACAAGAGAAGCAAGACCAUCGGAGAGGAAGAUAUGGAAUAUGUGAACUCGGGCUGGAACCUGAACAACUUGCCAGUCUUAGAUGGAUCCGUGCUGAGCCACAUCAACGCGGACAUCUCUGGGAUGAAGGUUCCGUGGAUGUACGUUGGGAUGUGCUUCUCCUCCUUCUGCUGGCAUAAUGAGGACCAUUGGAGUUACUCCAUCAACUAUCUCCAUUGGGGUGAACCAAAGACGUGGUACGGCGUCCCUGGCAAGUCCGCCGAUCAAUUUGAGCAAGUGAUGAAGGAGCAGGCACCAGAGCUCUUUGAUGCCCAGCCUGAUCUACUGCAACAGCUUGUCACCAUCCUAUCACCAACCAUCCUCAUGAAGAAUGAUGUUCCGCUUGUGAGAACCAACCAGUGUGCAGGUGAAUUUGUCGUCACUUUCCCAAGGGCUUAUCACGCUGGUUUCAAUCAAGGAUACAACUUUGCCGAGGCUGUGAAUUUCUGCCCGACUGACUGGCUACCUAGUGGCCGUUCAUGCAUCGAGCAUUACCGUAGACUGCAACGAUUCUGCGUCUUCUCCCAUGAGGAGUUGGUCUGUAAGAUGGCAGCCGACCCGGACAGUCUGGACCUCAACCUGGCUGCCGCAGUCCACAAGGAGAUGCUGGUCAUGGUUGAGAAAGAGAAGAAAUUACGCAAGCAGUUACUGGAGAGGGGCACUGCAGAAGCUGAACGUGAAGCAUUUGAACUCCUGCCGGAUGACGAGCGGCAGUGCGAUUCCUGCAAGACGACUUGUUUCCUCUCGGGUGUGACGUGCCCUUGUGCCCCCAACAAGCUGGUCUGCAUCCAUCAUACGGACAAACUCUGCACAUGUCAUCCGUCUAAGCAUUGCCUAAGAUAUCGUUACACACUGGAUGAGUUGCCAGCGAUGUUACAUCGGCUCAAGGUGAGGGCAGAGUCGUUUGAUAACUGGGCCAACAAGGUGAAGAACGCUCUGAAUGCUACACAAGACUCUAAACUAGAUGUGACCCAGCUGAAAGAGAUGAUCGUUGAAGCCGAUGAGAAACGUUUUCCUGACAAUGAACUUCUGCAGCAGUUGGUAUCUGCAGUCACCGAGGCGGAGCGCUGUGCCAAUGUAGCCACUCAGCUCGUCAGCAAGAAGCAUAGGACAAGGCAACGGCAGCAAGGAGACUCCAAGUAUGCGAAUCGUUUGACCCUAGAAGAGCUGAAAGACUUCAUGGUGCAGGUUCAGGGCUUGCCGUGUGAAAUCAGAGAAGUGGAAUUAGUACAGGAUCUGCUGGUGAAAGUUGAAGGGUUCCAGGCCGAGGCUCAAGAUGCUCUCUGUGAUGCAAUCCCUGAUUCAGACAAACUCAAGAGACUCCUGGAAGCUGGUAAAGGGAUUGAUAUUGAACUGCCAGAGAUCCCCAAACUCAAACAGGAGUUAUCGCAGGCCCAUUGGCUAGACGAGGUGCGGGCCACUCUGCAGAUCCCAACCAACGUCACUCUGGACACCCUUCGCAAGCUCAUCGAUUCCGGUGUUAGUCUGGUACCUCAUCCAGCUGUAGAGAAAGCAAUGGCAGAACUACAGGAGCUACUCACAGUCAGCGAACGGUGGGAAGAGAAGGCCAAGAUAUGCCUCCAGGCCAAACCACGUCAUGCUAUGGCAACCUUGGAUACCAUUGUCAAUGAAGCCAGGAACAUACCAGCCUUCCUCCCAAAUACAGCAGCGCUCAACGAGGCCCUCAAGAGGGCCAAGGACUGGACCAGGAAGAUGGAAGAGAUACAGAACGGUGAGCACUUUCCCUACCUGGAUGUACUGGAGAGCAUGGUGAUGAGCGGACGCCCAGUACCAGUGCGUCUGGAGCAGUUACCCCAGGUAGAGUCUCAGGUGUCUGCCGCCCGGGCCUGGAGGGAAAGGACAGCUCGGACAUUCCUCAAAAAGAACUCGCCAUACUCUCUAGUGGAGGUCCUUUCAUCAAGAAGGGAUAUUGGUAUCUACCAGUCCAGCAAAGCACGCAGAAAGAAACAGAAAGAUCUGGAGAGAUUACGUGAGAUAGAAAAGGAAUAUGCAGUUGAUGUCGACCCAAAUGAGACCAGGGAUCCUGCAGUAUUUGUGGCAGCAUACAAAGAUAACGAGGCAAGGGAGAUUGACUUGAUGCGUCUUCUGAGAGACAAGAACCGCCGGAAGCAGCAAAUGGAGGAGGAAGGAGCGGAGCAGGGCAAAUACUGCGUCUGCCGCAAAGGCGUCGGCGGCUUCAUGCUCCAGUGUGAACUCUGCAAGGAUUGGUUCCACAGCACCUGCGUGCCCCUGCCCAAGCCAAGUGCCAGCAAGAGCAAGUUCCUUGCAGCGGUGGGUGGCAGUGCAUCCUCGGCGACCGUGCAGCAACAGCAACAGCCGCAGGUGCGUGACAUGAAGUUCCUGUGCCCAAUGUGUUUGCGAUCGCGCCGCCCUCGCUUGGAGACCAUCUUGUCGCUGCUGGUGUCCCUUCAGAAACUACCCGUACGGCUACCCGAGGGAGAGGCUCUGCAGUGCUUAACGGAGCGUGGUAUGAGCUGGCAGGAUCGUGCUCGCCAGGCCCUAGCCACAGAGGAAUUAGCUUCUGCAUUAGCAAAACUCUCUGUGCUGAGUCAACGCAUCGUAGAGCAAGCUGCUAAGGAAAAAGAAGAGCAGAACACCACGGCAGAGCUUAAGAAACCUACCCCCAAUCUUGAUCAGCAAGAGCAUAUGCACGGCAUCUUGCAGGGUACACUAGAUAGCAAUGUUUCGCCGGUGACUGAUCAACGUGACGUCCAUUCGUCCUCCAUCCUUCAUGGUAUGCCACCUGUUGCUACCCAGAACCUCCACCCAGCGGUAGAGAACGACACAUUUAACCCCGCUGACAACACCACUCCCUAUGCCAUGGACACUGAAGGACAUGAGGGUUUAAACACGGUCUCCCCACAAGUGGUAGGUCUUGAGGAGACGAUUCUAGACUCGUCAAUCGAGCAAGAAGACACCUACCCUCCCCCUGAUAUCUCGGACUCUGACAUCCCCUCCAGCGAUCCGGUAGGGGACUCUGAGCAUGCGUACAGUGCCCCCUCCAAUUCGGAGCAUGCUUACAGUGCAGUCCAAAAAUCUGAUCAGCAACCACCACCACCAGCACCGGCUCCGCAACGUAAACACGCACGGAAAUCCCCCCAUGUUCCGAGACCCUUGGAGUCGCCAGUACUGGAGCUAUCAGCCAUGGUGAAGGCUCAGCUAGAAGAUCUUAUGAUGGAGGGUGACUUGUUGGAGGUUUCUCUUGAUGAGACACAGCACAUAUGGCGCAUCCUACAGGCGUGUCAACCAGUACGCGAGGAACGCUUCAUGGAACACUUUGUACAGCAAUUAAAGGAGGAAACAAUCACUGAGAAGAUUCUGGCGAGGCCCAAACCACUGGACAAGGAGAAGAAGAAACUGAAACGCAAACGGGAGAACGAGGGCGUGGAGGAGGGCGCUUUCCGCCCAAGCAUGCUUGACGAGGCCCACAGGUUGGAGAAGAGAAUGAAGAAGAAGAAGAACAAGGAGAAAGAUCGAAUCGUCAAGAAGGAGGUUGUCGACAAGAUCAAGAAGGAAGGCAAGGAGAACAAGAUGAAGGAAGAGCAUAUUAAGAAGCCGAAGAAGAAGAAGGUGAAAGAGGAGGACAAGUUGAACAAACCAGAGUCGGGCGAGAUGUUUGUCAACGUAGACGGUGACGAAGAUGACGAACAGUGCUCAGCCAAACACUGCCUGCAACCCACUGGAGAUGACAUCAGCUGGGUGCAAUGUGACAAGUGCCAGAAGUGGUACCAUCUCCUGUGCAUUGGCAUGACCCAAGAACCAGGUGACGAUGAGGAGUUCAUCUGCCGUCCCUGCAUCAAAAGACAGCGUCAGUCUGCUGCAGCCAAGGCUCGUCAUGCAGCCCAGAGAGCCGAGGUACGGAGGAGCAGUGGUGCCGCAACGCCUACCCCACCGUCGACACCACAUGAUAUCCAGAUUAAGACGGAACCCAAUGACAUGAUCUUCGAGCAGUCUCCACUACCAUUAGAAGACGAGGUACCAGAUAUGAAUCUUCAAAGUAUGGACAAUUUGAAUCCAGUUGAGAACGAGAGUCAGAAGGUUAAUUUUGACGAGUCGUGUCACCCAAAUGAACCCACUCCUUCUACCAAAGAGCAGCCAGAAAUUACAACGAUGGAAACGGAUCUUAGUAUGGAUUUAACUCGGGAAGCCACUCCGACCUCGACUAUUGCAGCGAGUGACGGAGGUGUACCAGCUGCCGAGCAAGCGGUGGAAAGUGAAGUCGUACGGGAGGCAGUGGCUCCGAUGGACACGUCUGAAGAAAUAAUCUCUGUUGUGUCGACCCCUGUGGCUAAUUCUCCAGAACCAGCCCAGGAAGAAGCUAUGGAUAUACAGGAGCCUGAGGUGAAGUCACCUGUAGACAGAACUUUAGAAGCUAAGACAUCGGAACUAACACCACUGGAGCAUAACAGUGAACCAACGCCAUUGGAGCACAACAGUGAAACACUUGUUGAGAAAUCGCCGACACCACCACGAGCAUUAUCUCCUGAACUGGAAACAUUACAAGAAAAACCCAUUACGACCUCACUAGAGCCUAUGGAAUCCCAGUUGGAGCCCACUCCCCUACUUCCCUCACCACCCGUAGAACCCAGUACAUCAUUAGCAGAGCCCAGUGUUACCCAUGCAGAACCCACUCUACCCGUACCUUCAGACACGUCAGCACCUACUGGUACUUUGGAGGAACGUAGUCUUACUUUGCAGGAACCUAGUGUUACUCAUGAAGAACCCUGUGUUACUCAUGAAGAACCCUGUGUUACUCAUGAAGAACCCUGUGUUACCCGGGAGGAACCAGGUGUUACCCAGGAGGUGCCCAAUUGUACCCAAGCAUUGUCAGACAGCUCUGAAGAUACCCCUGCUGUAGAAGACACCACUACAAAAGAAACUGUUGAAGGUGAUGCAAGUGAAUUGGCCGUUUCAUGAUUGCACCAAUUACAGUGCUGGGAUUAAUUUUGAAAAAAAAAAACCAACCCUAAGAAGUUAGUAGAUAGCGCAGCUCAGAUCUCUGCUCUGUUUUUUCCAAGGAGUAUGUCACAAUUAUCAUGCUGCAGUCACCUGUGUCUAGUACCCUGUACACUAUACGUAAUAAUGAAUACAGAUUUUCGUUACUCAUAGAGGGGGGCCAGACUGAUGACCUUCCUGCCUCACUUUCAUUUACAUUGAUUUACGCUGGCGUGAUAGGAACAGUGUACAAACGUGAUGUGGUUCUAUGGCUCCAGGUUUCUUGUUAAAGCCAUUAUACACUUUCGGUAAACAGUAUUGUCCAAGUCCCACACUUCGUGUAUCACAACUUAUAUA
Molecule: messenger RNA, 6840 nt
Organism: Asterias rubens (European starfish)
Lineage: Eukaryota; Metazoa; Echinodermata; Asteroidea; Forcipulatida; Asteriidae
Product: lysine-specific demethylase 5A-like
Exons: 29
Coding region: 154-6465 (2103 amino acids)
Biological process (GO): chromatin remodeling
Cellular component (GO): nucleus
Molecular function (GO): DNA binding; histone demethylase activity
Source: RefSeq, a predicted model, not a curated record